This is a messenger RNA of Amyelois transitella, 7928 nucleotides long. It is a transcript of the gene tud, whose product is annotated as maternal protein tudor. The transcript is spliced from 12 exons. Gene Ontology annotation, biological process: spermatogenesis. The coding region runs from base 327 to 7520 and encodes 2397 amino acids. The record is from RefSeq and is a predicted model, not a curated record. NCBI's taxonomy places the organism in Eukaryota, Metazoa, Arthropoda, Insecta, Lepidoptera, Pyralidae.
UGUUGUUCAAAUAAAUUGUACUUCACGCCAGUGAUUCGGAGCCAAUGUAAUCAAAUGAACUGCGCUAUGAUUGGAUAUUUUAUCAAUGAAACUGAACGCAAUUGGACAAAAGAUUGUUUUCUUCACUUUUGUUUAAAUAGAAUUAAGGCAUAAACGUUUAUCUAAACUUGGCCGGCGGUCGCCAUGUUUGUUGAAAACGUAAACGGAAAAGAAAGCGGCUUUUUUAUGUAAGUUUAAUGUAAGAAAAGUGCGUACGUUUAACACGAUUCUGACUUCCUGAAGGUGAUAUGAAAAAGUUAUCCUUUUUAUAAUACUCAUUUCUUCAUAUGAAAAGACUUACCAUGGCGUUGCCAUUAGAAAUAUCAAGAACUUUCAAUCUUUAUGUUACCCAUGUGCAUGGAGAUGGUAAUUUUCUGAGGAUAAGCGGACAGCUCGAUAAACAAGCCUCUUUAAUGCUGGAGUCCCUCUUCGAGAACGCUCGUGAAAACUUGGAGAAAGGUGUCGGCGCUGUCCCCCCAGGAGCUAUUCAAGAAGGUAUAAUUUGUGCCGCCAAAUACAGAGAUGGUAUCUACUACCGUGCUAAAGUAACAAACACGACAAACCUCGCUACUGGUCUGGUAGGCGUUCAUUUCAUCGAUUAUGGCAACAAAGACACCAUUUCGUUAAGUACCAUCAGAUUUCUGGACAAUUAUGACCCUAUGUUUCUCAAACUCCGUGGCCAAGCAUCAGAUUACUACCUUUCGCGACUUAUGCAGCCCUCUGGUAAAUGGGAAGAACCACUUAUAUUGAAACUACAAAGUCUAAUUUGUUAUGCAGAGUAUCCAGCUACUAUUGAUGUGAAUACUCAUACAUUGCCUAUAAUUUCUAUUCAAUAUAAGGGUACAGAUUUAUCUUCUCAUCUAGUCAAUAACAGAUUGGGUGUCCCUCUGUCAGUUACCAAACAAGAAAUGUUACUCCUUCAAAUUUCUGGAGACACACAGCAAGUCAACUGGCAGCCAAAUUUUGUGAAUGAGUCUGUUUCUUACCCUGAACAUGUGCCUUUUAUUAUAAAUCAAAACUUUCCCUCCAAUCCUGCAUCUGCCAUGAGGUUACAGCAGCAGAAUGUUUCAUUGCCAUUUACCAGUGCCCUACCUUCACCUUCUAUGAUCAGUCAACGAUUAGUUGUGAACAGAGUGGCAAGGAACUCUGUGAAUUUGAAGCCAUCUCGUCAGCCACAACUUGCUGUGUCAUCCCCCAUGGCAGUUCCAGCUUCACCCCCUCAAAUGACACCACCUAUAAAUUUGAACAAACCACCAUCCCCUAAGAAAUCAGCAACCUAUAAAAGUAGACUAUUGGAGCAAAAUUCUCAGCACAAAGUGUGUGUAUCAUUUGCUGAUGAAGGACCAGAGUUAUUUGCUGUGCAGCUGGUGGCUGACGGGAAAAAAUUUCAGGAAAUGAUGGAUGAUAUAAAUAGGCGACCCCACAGCAGUCUCACAGAGCCUCCGAUGAUCGGCACUGUGUGCCUUGGUCGCAUGUCGGGAGACCGCAUUAUCUGCCGAGCAAUAGUCAUGAAUUUAUCUGGCUCUCAGUGCAAACUUUUCUUUGUUGAUUUUGGUGAUACUGAAAUGGUAUCAUACUAUGACAUUUUUGACAUACCAGAGGAGUUUGUGAAACCCAAUGUGUUUGCGAUGAGGUUUUGUUUGUCUGGAGUGAAGAAACUGGAGAAAGGGCCACACUUGAUUGAGACAUUCAAGCAGUUAGUUAAUAACAAGGUUCUCACGUUGAGAGUGGUGGCGCCCGAGGGACCUCCAUUGAUUCAGUAUGGAGAAUUGUAUUUGGAUAAUAAGAAUCUGUUGGAUAUAUUGAUGGCAAAUGUGAAGGAUAAGCUGCAAUUCAAGUUCAUGGAAACGCUUCAGCUGGGAUCACGGCAAUCUGUACUGGUUUCCUAUGUGGACAGCUGCAUUAAGUUCUUCAUACAGUUGUCUGACAAGAUUGAUGAGUUAAACACUGUAAUGGAUGCUGUUAAGAGCCACUGUGAGAACAGUUCAUCUCCAGGGGAGUUGCCAUUAGGUGCAGCAUGCUGUGCUCGGUUCCCGGAUGAUGACAACUGGUACCGAGCCAUGGUGAGGGGAACUAAAGGGAGCAAAGUGGUGGUUGCCUAUGUGGACUAUGGAAAUGAACAGGAAGUAGAUGUGGCCGACUUGAGGACAAUCACCCCAGACCUCAUAAGGCUGCCAGCUCAAGCCAUGAAGUGUGCAUUGAAGGGCUUCGAAAACAAACCAAUAGAAACGAAGACAUCUAACCUCCUAGAGAUGCUAGCUUUAGAAAAGACCCUGAUGGCACACGUUGUGGGCAUGUUGUCCAGUGAUACCAUGCUGGUGUCCCUAAUUGAUGAUACUGUCAACCCUCCAUUGGAUGUGGCUCGGAGGAUGACCCAACUAUCACAGCCGAGGAGUAAUAUUGAGCCUAAAGCCACGACUCCGGUGCGCAAAGAAGCGCCAGAAACCUUCAGUUCCCCGGAAGGCAGCGUUCCCGACGACAGCCGAAAGAAGAGUUUCCGAAGAGAGAAGAGUUUCAAAGACGAACGCAGCGCAGGCAGCGAGGAAUUUGGGAAGAGAGCUGGAAGCUUCCGCAGCAGGGACAAGGAUAGUUUUGACAGAUCCGGCCCAGGGCGGCACAGUGAGAAGUUUGGAGGGAAACCUGACCGGGGCGAUAGACGUGGCGGGCCCAAGCCCUGGGAUAGUUCUCCUCCUGCGCCCGCGCCAUCCGCGGUAGGCGACGCCGAAUGGGAUGAAUCCCCCGCCCCUCCGCCCUCGCAACCCGCCCCCUCUCGCCCCUUCAGAGAUAAUCGAGAUCGAAGAAAACCUAAGCCGGACCAAGAGAAGGCCGGUCAAAGGCCAGGUUGGAAGAGCAAAGAGCCUGGGGCCGGCAAAAGGCUGAGGCAGGCGGCCGAGGCUGCCUCGUCGGACGCUCAGAGUGCUCCUAAAGGCUCGGUUCAGGAUCGCCUGAAACGCGAUAAUAAAUUCAAUCAUGAAGAGAACAGAAACGAUGAAUGGGGCAACAAAAAUCGGGAAAAUCGUCCGGAGCGACGGGACGUGCGCGGCGAUCGGAGGGACAACUGGGGUGAUAAGAAGGAGAACUUUCAGAAACGGGAGUAUGUACCACGAGAGAGUAGAGCGCCAAGAGAGGAUAGAGGUCCUAGGGAAGACAGGGGUCCCAGAGAAGACAGACCUCACAGGAGUAAUUUCACUCCGAGAGAUCGCGCCGAAAGAGCCGACAAAUCGUUCGGAUCGGACAACGACCGACGAUCGAACAAAAGCUUCGGCUCCCAAGACAGCGGAGGACGCGCCGGCCGCGCCCCGCCUUACAAAAGCCGCAGCAAAUUCACACAAGUGCAAUAUAAAGAGCUGCAAAGCCCAGUGCCUUUGGAAACUCCAUUCGCAGAGCAGACGGUCGAAAUUGGCGCCCAACACGAGGUUUCCGUCACGUGGAUAAUAUCACCGGAGAGUUUCUACACGCAAAUCUUGUCACUGCAACCGAAAUUCCUGGAAAUGAUGCAUAAAAUACCUGAACUGUAUAAAGGCGUGAAGUCGUACACGGGAAUGGUGCCGGUUGGAGCGUCAGUACUGGCCAGGUACCCGGCCGAUGGGGUUCUAUACAGGGCUACAGUUGUGUCAGCUCAGCCGUUCUCAAAGUUUAUAGUGAGAUAUGUUGACUUUGGGAAUAAGCAGUUGGUUGAUGCUAAAGAUAUAUGGCAAUUGGAUCAGGAGUUGAUGGAUUUGCCCAAGAUGGCCGUGCAUUGUUCAUUGUUGGGAGUGACGCCGAAGGAUGGCGAAUGGAAGGCGGACCCUGAGAUAGAUCUUUGCUUCAAUGCGCCGAGGUACCAGUGUGUAUUCCAAGAGAGUAUUGAUGAUCAGCAGUAUAAGGUGUCGUUGUGGAAUAACGGUGUGAGCGUCGCGGAUAUGUUGGUCGAGAAGCAACUGGCUGUUUUGAGCGAGCAUCAGUCGUCUGUUACUCUGAAAGACGAAGCCAUCGACUUGACCAUAAUAGUGGGCCAGCAGAUACUCUGCCGUGUGACGCACGUGGAAUCCUUCGAGAAAUUUUAUAUCCAGUUGGACUUGGAGAAAGCGAAGAUGGUGGAAGAGGCUAUCGCUAAUUUCGAUGAAGCCAAGCUAACUCCACUAAUAGACCACACCAUCGUCGAAGGCGUCCACUGCACGGUGCGGCACGAUGGCAAAAUUUACCGCGCGAUCCUGAGUGACGUCACAGACACUAAUGCCAUCACCGCGGUACUGCCGGACUACGGGCAUACCAUCACCACCUCUGUGGAUAAUCUAAUGAUCCUGCCGAGUGAAUUAAGCGUGUACUACUACCAAUCAUUGACAUGUCAACUCAAUAACUACACGGAGGGGUCCCAAACUCUAAUCAGCCUCGACGAGUUGAAGGAGAAACUCACGGGAAACAAGUUCAUUAUUUACGUGAAUGAUGUGCAAGACAUCAGCUUGAUAGCAACACUGUACGAUAGCAUAACCGGUCAAAAGAUAGCCAUAUUCGAGCCAGACGAGGGCGCGUACGACGAAGUGGUCCAACUUUGUACGCGAGCAGUCUUCAACUACAACUUCGGCAUGGCGUACAUCUCGCAUUCCGAGAACUUGAACGAGAUAUAUCUGCAGAAGUCUACGGAUAGUGAGAAGCUGGAAGUACUAGUGAAUGAAUUGUAUAAAUUCUAUGAAGAAGGAACUCCUGAAGAUCUCACCACAUUCGAAGUAGAUGGCCUUUGCGUUGCCAAAUCUUCCGACGGCAACUGGUAUAGAUCCACCAUCAUCAGUGUUGAAGACGAUCAAGUCAAAGUACAGUUCCCAGACUAUGGAAACAUGGAGACAGUCCCUAAGGAUAAUGUAAAGAAACUUGACCUGAAAUUCUACGAACCUUGCGCUCUCGCGUUAGUCGUUAGUUUAGGAUUAGUGGCUCUACAAGACGAUGCGUUGGUCAAAUUGACAGAAUGGACGAAUGAGAAGGAGGUGCAAGUCACUCUUGCCCUCGGAACUGACGGCUGGCUGGCCAGUUUACAUCUAGAUGGCGUAGACCUCGCAAUGAAGUUGGUUAACGAGAAAUUGGCAACUCCCCAAGUGGAUUCUACCGAAGAGAAGAAAGAGGAGGCGGUAGUCGAAGAACCUAUUUCUCUUCCGGUUGGUUGCACGCAAGUAUACAUCAGCCACAUUGACACCCCUGGACACUUCUGGCUGCAAAUGCUAGAUAAGAUUGAUAAAAUCGAAGGGAUACAAGCAGAGCUUCAAGCUAAUGCAGAAUCGUACGGAGAAAUCGAAGAUAGAGAUAUGGGAACGUUGUGUGUUGCAAAAUACUUAGCAGACGAUCAGUGGUACCGCGCGGAGAUUCUAGAUUCCGAUUCUGACAUCACGACGGUCCGGUUUAUUGAUUAUGGUAACACUGAUGUCUUGGACAACCAACCAGGGCUAAUAAAGAUAAUACCGGAUAGCAUGAAAGAUAUUGAGCGGUUUGCGGUGAAAUCUAGCGUGAACGCUGUUCCCACUGGUACUGGACAAUGGUCUGAACCGGCUUCGGACUACUUCACACAACUAGUUGGUGACUUGUCUAACCCUGUAGAUGCUCUAAUAGUUCUCAAAGAUGUCACUACCUAUGUAGAUAUUUUUGUCAAUGGCCAAAAUCUCACUGACAAAUUGGUCUCUGAAGGUUAUGCUACUAAGGCUGAAGAAACGACUGAAUGUGGCGAUUAUCCGUCCUGCUUCGCUAGUCACGUGAACUCUCCUUCAGAAUUUUGGAUUCAACUAGAAUCGGCCGUACCAGAGCUACAAGCAAUGGAAGCUGCUAUGGUUGAUGCUGAUAACUUCCCUGAGCUCUCUGAAAAAGAGGAAGGAGUCAUUUGCGCGGCAAAAUAUCCUGAAGAUGGCGCUUGGUAUAGAGCACAAAUAAUUGUCGAUGGUUCUGAAGGUACUGAGGUGCUUUUCAUGGAUUACGGAAAUGCUUCGAUUGCCAACGAAUUGCGAAGUCUCCCAGACGAGUUAAAAAUUAAACCAGCACUUUCCAGGAAGUGUGCCUUACAAAAACCCCGAGACAUUAAAUGGUCGCGAAAAUCGGAAGUUAGAUUCAAUGAGUUGGCUGCGGAUGGAGAAACUAUUUUCAAUGUGCAGUUUAUCGCGUCAGGGGAUAUUUCAAUAGUAGAACUUUACUUGGAGAGUAAAUCUGUGACAGAGGAAUUAGUAGGACUUUGUGAAGAGCAUCCGGCAAAUGAAAGGCCAACUCCGGUUGGGCAAGAUUUGCAUGGCAGUGGCAAAAUUUGCUACUUGAAUUCGUUAGAUGAAUUCUAUGUCCAACUUGAUGAAACUGUGAGUAAUUUGGAUAAAGUACUAGAUGGUUUGAUAAAUGCCGCAGAGUUUUUACCAGCUACAGACUUGAAAGUGGGAUCAAUUUGUGCAGCAUUUUGGACAGAAGAUGAACAGUGGUAUAGGGCCAGAGUUUUAGAGUUUUGCGAUGUCGGCAGUCACGUACAGUUCAUAGACUAUGGUAACAAGGCGAAGUGCGAGGAUUUCAAGCAACUUCCGGAAGAUCUAACCCUAAUAGAGCCUCUUGCAAAAUGUUGUAGACUGGCUGGAAUAAGAGAUGAUAGUUCAAUAAAUGAGAUUAUCAAAUGCAAGCUUGACGAUCUCGCUGCAGAUGAAUCCACAACAUUCCAAAUAGAAUUUUUAGAUAGCACCAAAGAGCCGAAUUUAGUGAAACUACUGCUGGAGGGUAAAGAUGUUAGUGUAAGUCUCGCAACUACGUUGAAACAAACGAAUGAGGUAGAAGAAACUAAAGAUAUUGUUGCGACAGAAGAAACUAAAGAGCUUGUUGUGACGAAAGAAACCAUAAAAGAAAUUGAAGACUUAGAUACGAACAAAGAAAUAGUGGAAACGAAUAAAGAUGCAUCUGAAAUAAAUAAAGAAUCAAUAGAAACUAAUAAAGUUGAAUUACAUACAACAAAUAAAGCAUCAGAAAUUGUUAAAGAUGUAUCAGAUGUUAUAGAAAAGCCUACAACGGCAGCGGACGCUCAGUCCACAAUUAGUAUUAGUGCUGAAACAUCCAAUGGGGAAAUCAUAGAAAACAUUGACGUAGAAUCUGAAAUAAAUACAUCACAAGCAGAUCUAGACGAUAGUUUGGAUAGCACGCACACAGUUGUAGAAAAUAAAUCAUGCGUGAGCGACGAUUUCGUUCUGGCAUCGGAAGAACCAGAAGGGACAGACGCAGCAUAUGAAACAAAUGUCUCAUCAUCAACCCUUGAAAAAUCAGACGACACAGUUAAAACGCCUGAAAGAGAUGAAUCGAAAGAGUCUAUAACUGAUACAGGAUACACCAGUGAUCAAGACAAGGUAUCCUUAUUUGAAACAGAACAGGUUUCGCCAGAGAAGUCGCCCAGUAAAGAUACUCCAACCAAGACAAAGAUUGAAACGAAAGAGAUUGGACCAGGCGACGAAAGUGUUGCAAAUAAAAUAGAACCAGUGAAUGAUGUAAAUAAGACAGGUUAAAUUACUACAUCACUAAUACUGUAUUAUAAAUCUCAUUAUACUCUUAUUGCCAAGCAAUAUUUCCUUGUGAUUAAUGUUGAAAUAAAACUAUUGCUUAUUUUUAAUACUAAAGACAUUGUUUUUAAAGUGAUUAUUGUAAAAUCAUUACAUACUGUUGGAGAAACCAAACGACUGAAGUGAAUUUCCCGUGUAUUAUAGCGGCAAUGGUUUCUCUGUUUAUAAAAGUUAUAUUUGUUAUAAGUUUUUUAGUACUUGAUUUAUUGAAGAGUGUCCUGUGUUAUUUAUGUGUUUAUUUUAUGUUGUGUUUAGAAUGUUGUCCCUGAUUGAGUGCGAAAUUGUAACGACGUUAAUCUCUUGAAGUUUUUUUGUUGCACAAGAAAGUCUUUUUCGACAAUAAACCUAUUCUGU